Messenger RNA from Eruca vesicaria subsp. sativa (arugula), 308 nucleotides. NCBI's taxonomy places the organism in Eukaryota, Viridiplantae, Streptophyta, Magnoliopsida, Brassicales, Brassicaceae. The record is from the annotation of a GenBank genome assembly.
AUAACUAUGCCUUGUUGGGUUUGGGCAGUUUGAGGUAUCUUGCAACAGAGGAUCAGAUUAGGAAAAGCUAUCGUGAGGCUGCUCUGAAGCUUCAUCCUGAUAAGCUUUCUGCUGCUCUCCUUCUUUCUGACGAGAGUGAUGAAGCAAAGCAAGCUAAGAAAGAAGCGACUGAAUCUCACUUCAAGUUGAUCCAAGAAGCAUAUGAGCUUCUCAUGGACCCAACUAAGAGAAGAAUAUUUGACUCUACUGAUGAGUUUGAUGACGCAUUCCCAAGUGACUGUGCUCCUAAUGACUUCUUCAAGGUGUAG